AUGGCCUCCUCACAAACAACGCACCGCCUCCUCCGCGAACUAAAAGACUACACGAACUCUCCCAACGAAGCCCUCCUGCACCUCGGUCCCGUCGACGAAGACGACCUCCUCCACUGGGAAGCAGUAUUAAAAGGUGUUCCGGGGACGCCUUACGAGAAUGGGUUAUGGACCCUCUCCAUCCAAAUCCCCCCAACCUACCCCCUCACCCCGCCGAAAAUCACCUUCAAGACGAAAAUCAGCCAUCCCAAUAUCAGCUUCACCACGGGCGAGAUCUGUCUGACGUUGUUGACCACGGAGCAUUGGAGUCCGGUGUAUACCUUGAGUAGUACGUUGAGUGCGAUUCAUCAGUUGUUGACGGAUCCGAGACCCGAUUCGCCGCUUAAUGUCGAUGUGGCCGCGUUGUUGAGGGAUGGGGAUGUGGCUGCUUGGGAGAGUUUGGUGCGGUUUUGGACCGAGGAGGAGAGGGCUACUCUAUGA
Messenger RNA from Aspergillus luchuensis, 477 nucleotides. It is a transcript of the gene pex4, whose product is annotated as putative ubiquitin conjugating enzyme (UbcJ). The transcript has 2 exons. The record is from RefSeq and is a predicted model, not a curated record. NCBI's taxonomy places the organism in Eukaryota, Fungi, Ascomycota, Eurotiomycetes, Eurotiales, Aspergillaceae. The coding region runs from base 1 to 477 and encodes 158 amino acids.